Austrofundulus limnaeus is the source of this 3879-nucleotide messenger RNA. RefSeq names its product gamma-aminobutyric acid type A receptor subunit alpha4 (gene gabra4). The transcript has 8 exons. Lineage: Eukaryota; Metazoa; Chordata; Actinopteri; Cyprinodontiformes; Rivulidae. Gene Ontology annotation, biological process: gamma-aminobutyric acid signaling pathway; chloride transport; monoatomic ion transmembrane transport. Gene Ontology annotation, molecular function: GABA-A receptor activity; extracellular ligand-gated monoatomic ion channel activity. Bases 325 to 1848 code for a protein of 507 amino acids. Gene Ontology annotation, cellular component: membrane. The record is from RefSeq and is a predicted model, not a curated record.
AUGAAGUCAGAAGCUGUUAAAUCUGAGAGGAGGAGAACAAAAAGGGAGACAGAGGGGAGAGGACACUUUCUUUCUGCCGGCGGCAGCAACGUUGAUCCGGAUGAGAGGUGACCAGUGUUGGAGGGGAGGAGGUGAAGGUGUGUGUGUGUAAGUGUGUGUGUGCACGCUCAUCCGUGUGUGUGUGUGUGUGUGUGCACGCGCAUCCGUGUGUGCCGCCAGCGGAGAGACAGCAGGAGCCCGCCUCGCCUCCUCUCUGUUUCCCCCGGACACAGGCAGCAGCUGGCGGGCUGAGAUGUGAAGAGGACUGAAGUAUGGCAUGCAAGGAUGGUGCCUGCCAAGAAGGAGAUGGUGACAGUGACGCCACCCGCCUUUAUUCGGAUCCUUCUCUACUUUUUGUGUUUGACGACUUGUGUGAAGAAAAUCUGUGGACAAACAAAGAGGGAUGAAAAGAUCUAUCCGAAGAAUUUCACUUGGAUUUUGGACCGGCUUCUGGACGGCUAUGACAACAGACUGCGACCUGGAUUCGGAGGUCCUGUGACUGAGGUCAAGACUGACAUCUAUGUGACAAGUUUUGGGCCUGUUUCAGAUGUUGAAAUGGAAUACACAAUGGAUGUGUUCUUUCGGCAGACGUGGGUGGAUUGCAGGCUGAUGUAUGAGGGUCCAAUUGAGAUUCUGAGACUGAACAACUUGAUGGUGACCAAAGUCUGGACACCAGACACUUUUUUCAGGAAUGGCAAGAGGUCAGUCGCACACAACAUGACUGCCCCCAAUAAGCUCUUCCGGAUCAUGAAAAAUGGCACCAUCCUUUACACUAUGAGGUUGACCAUCAGUGCAGAGUGUCCCAUGAAGCUAGUGGAUUUCCCCAUGGAUGGACAUGCAUGUCCUCUAAAGUUUGGAAGCUGUGAAUAUGUGGUGAUGACGGUUCACUUCCACUUAAAACGUAAACUAGGUUACUUCAUGAUUCAGACAUAUAUCCCCUGCAUCAUGACAGUAAUCCUCUCUCAAGUGUCCUUCUGGAUAAAUAAAGAAUCGGUCCCGGCACGGACAGUCUUUGGCAUCACCACUGUCCUGACCAUGACGACACUCAGCAUCAGUGCUCGCCACUCUCUCCCCAAGGUCUCGUAUGCAACGGCGAUGGACUGGUUCAUCGCCGUCUGCUUCACCUUUGUCUUCUCUGCCCUCAUUGAGUUUGCUGCUGUCAACUACUUCACCAAUGCACAGACUGAGCGAGCCAAAAUGAAGCCAACCAAAUGUCCCCCUGUGCCCCAAACUACGCCUGUCAAGAUGAAAGACGCAAAAGAAGUGCUGCAGCAAAAUCUUGAUACCAACAAUUCCCUGAGAAAGCGGUUGAAUUAUAUUUCACACCAGGAUACAAGAAAUCAUCAGAGAGCCCAGUCCACCACCAAUGUUUCAGGCUUGGAAAGAGGACCAUCACUGAGGCCUUCAGCUGGUAGAGCCAUUGGCAGUUCCUCCACUCUUUCCCGCUCCAGCCCCAAGUCAGAAAGCCUGCUCAGUGUGGCCUCAUCCUCUGCCCAGCUGAUAAAGGGCAUGCCUCAGGCAGCGGCCUCCACUCCAGAUGUGAUGACGGGGAUGCCAAACAAGCAGGAUGCCAGCUCCUCGUCUCUGCAGCAUCUGCUGGGCCCCAAGCUGGAGCGCCUUCAAAUUAUGGGAAACAAACUGGAGCCAAAUCAAAUUUUGUGUUCCCAGCCCACCACUGCCAGCGCUGGUGGAACCAGUAAAAUAGACAAAUAUGCACGAAUCCUGUUCCCAGUGUCCUUUGGUGCAUUUAACAUGGUCUACUGGGUGGUUUACCUGUCGAAGGACACAAUGGAGGCCAAAAAUGGAUAGACGUUGCAUAAAGAAUCACUAUCAUCUCUUUUAAAUCAUGGGGAAAAAAUAAGGAAUUUAUAAGAGUUUGCAUUUCAACUAGAAGAAAGUGUUUCACUGACUUUUGUGGACACAUUCAGAAUGCUUCUAUAUUUUUCUCGUUAAGGUCCUGGGAGCAUAAAAAUGGGAAUAAAUAACCAAAAUCUGAAUAUUGUGACUCAGGAUAGGAGCAGCUGCGCAUUGGGAUGCUCCACCAUCCUCUUUAUAAAUCAUAUUUCGUCAUCUGAUUGGAAAGGUCUUCAUCAGCUUCAGCCACCUCACAAUCCGUGUUGGCGUGCAGCCAACACAAAGCAUGGGGAUUUAAUCAUGUUCCUAUUUUUGCACAGUUAUAUUUAAUCAAGAAACUGGUUCCCAGCUUGUUGUUAGCUAACAAUAUGUUAGCUAUGUUAGCUAUUAUUUAUGAUUUAAAGAGAUUGACUGAUAUGAUCUGAGAGUAUUUUAGGAUUCUUGUGGUGUUGUUGGUGACUUUAUGUUGGCAUGUAAAUGUUGAUCUAAAACGAAACUUGAUCAGAAAAAUUAUUGAUAACAGCUUUAUUGGAGUUUUGCUCAGUGGUAAAAAAAACACUUGUUGUACAGCAUCUUCUUGAUUGACAAAGCCAAGAUAAAAACCAGAAAUACAUCAGGAAGAACCCAUUAAAGAUGAGCUCCCAACAGUAGAACUUAAGUUUCUUUCAGUCACUGAUUGUGUAAAAGCCUUUAGCCUGUGGCUAAAUGUCUGCUUCCAGGUAAAACAGUUGUCUUUUGAAAGUGUUUAGUUUGUUGUUUGAAGCAAGUAUUUGAAGCAAAAUGCAGCAUCUGAAAGAUUUAGCAUAAACAAAACACUCCCACAACCGACUGACUAAUCACACAGUAAGUUCUUAUGUGGAGGGAGAUAAAAAUUCUCUUGGUGGGUUGUGGCAACAAGGGGUGGCAGAUUUGAAUCCGCGACACAAUUUUUGUCAUGAAACUGCAACAAUGAGAGAUGAGUUCGGCAGUUCAGAUGGAGCAAGCAGAGGCCUUAAGUGUUUCGAAACAAAAAUCCAUAACAGCAAAAACAGGGAACAGGAAGUGAAGACAUUUGCAGGCAGAAUUGUUUAAAAGAAAAUCACACCUUUCUACGUUUUUAGGCUAAUUUGUUUCACUGGAUGUUUUGUGGAAACACCUCUCAAGUGCAUCAGAGGGUUCAGGAAUGCAGCAAGAACAGAAAAUCUAUAUCACUAACAGACAUUUUUGAAGGAGAAAAAAAAAACAUGCCCAGCAGCUGUGAACUUACCUCUACUCUCGUUGACCACAAUGCAACUUUUGUCACUUGUAAAUAAUUUGGAAUCAAAAAUAUGCAAGAUCAGAAAGUCACAAAAUCAUUAGAAUUUUUUUGUUUCAUUUUAAUUGUACAUAUGUGGCAAAAUUGUACAUUCUUCUUUUAGAUAAGUGUAACCCUUCAGAAGGGUGAGACUGUUUCUUCACUACACUGUUUUACCUGUUGGACAUCAGAUCAGAUUUACUGAUCAGUAAUUUAUUUACCCGUUUUGAAAACAGACUCAUAUAUACACCAAAGUGUGAGAUCAUAAGAUUGCAGGGCACCCAAUGAAGAAGAAACCAGUUUUGUCUUUUGGACAUUUAUUACAAAAAUAGAACAAUUAAAUUAAACAGAAAAUUGAUUUAAAAAUAGUAAAAAUUACAAACACAAAAGACAAAAAUAAUAAAGGCUUAGAAAAUAGUUUAAAGGGGAGGUAUGGGAAGAUGCUUAGAUUAUUUUUUUUAAUUUUAUUUAGUCAAUUUGUUUCAUUCAUAAAAUGAAACAAUCUAUAUACAGUAAAAUAAAAAAAGCAAAUUAUGCCAUGAAUGAAAUGUGUGCAGAAUGGAAAAAAAAAAACAACCUUUGUUACUGUAACCCUUUUCUUUUACAGUGCCCUGAUUACCAUAUUAUUAUCUAGUAUUUACAUGUAAGUAACAUCAAUUUACUUGGUAAUUAGAGUAAUUUACUAUGUAAUUACUUGGUAUAAAAAUACAACG